Saccoglossus kowalevskii is the source of this 774-nucleotide messenger RNA. Its product is annotated as keratin-associated protein 5-4-like. The record is from RefSeq and is a predicted model, not a curated record. Lineage: Eukaryota; Metazoa; Hemichordata; Enteropneusta; Harrimaniidae.
AUGCAGUGGCCAAUGAUGUGGUAUCCAAGAAUGUGGUGGCAAACUAUCUGGUACCCAAGCAUGUGGUGGCCAACUAUGUGGUAUCCAAGCAUGUGGUGGCCAAGCAUCCAAUCAUACAGUGGCCAACUAUGUGGUAUCCAAGAAUGUGGUGGCAAACUAUCUGGUACCCAAGCAUGUGGUGGCCAACUAUGUGGUAUCCAAGCAUGUGGUGGCCAACUACAUGGUAUCCAAGCAUGUGGUGGCCAACUAUAUGGUAUCCAAGCAUGUGGUGGCCAACUAUGUGGUAUCCAAGCAUGUGGUGGCCAACUAUGUGGUAUCCAAAGCAUGUGGUGGCCAAGCAUCCAAUCAUGCAGUGGCCAACGAUGUGGUAUCCAAGAAUGUGGUGGCAAACUAUCUGAUACCCAGGCAUGUGGUGGCCAACUAUGUGGUAUCCAAGCAUGUGGUGGCCAACUAUAUGGUAUCCAAGCAUGUGGUGGCCAACUAUGUGGUAUCCAAAGCAUGUGGUGGCCAAGCAUCCAAUCAUGCAGUGGCCAACGAUGUGGUAUCCAAGAAUGUGGUGGCAAACUAUCUGAUACCCAGGCAUGUGGUGGCCAACUAUGUGGUAUCCAAGCAUGUGGUGGCCAACUAUAUGGUAUCCAAGCAUGUGGUGGCCAACUAUGUGGUAUCCAAGCAUGCGGUGGCCAACCAUGUAGUAUCCAAGCAUGCAGUGGCCAACUAUAUGGUAUCCAAGUAUGCAGUGGCCAACAAUGUAGUAUCAAAGCAUGCAGUGGCUAA